Molecule: messenger RNA, 3458 nt
Organism: Sceloporus undulatus (fence lizard)
Lineage: Eukaryota; Metazoa; Chordata; Lepidosauria; Squamata; Phrynosomatidae
Gene: POLR1C
Product: RNA polymerase I and III subunit C
Biological process (GO): DNA-templated transcription
Cellular component (GO): RNA polymerase I complex; RNA polymerase III complex
Molecular function (GO): protein dimerization activity; DNA binding
Source: RefSeq, a predicted model, not a curated record
AACGGUGUGACGAGAGCGCCGUUUUGGUUGCUCAGGGCGAGAAAGUGUUUUAUUUCUCUGAAGGGAUGGAUAGAUAAGCUACAGCGAGAACGGCACAGACAAGGCGGGGAGAGUCUGAUCAGCGUCGUGCCAGCGUCAAGGCAGUUACAAAAAACAAUGAUGUUUUUCCUCAGAGCGCCACACACAAGAUGGCGGCUACAAACGGACACGGCGUAGGAGGCGUCGACGUCACGUGACGUCACGGACGUCAUCUCGCGGCCCCUCCCUUUUGGAAACGCGCGUCGGACAGAGGUCGCAAGAUGGCGGCGCCCGGGAGCGUGGAGGAGAUGCGGAGCCGGGUGGUUCUGGGCGAGUUCGGAGUCCGGAAUGUCCACACAACAGACUUUCCAGGGAAUUAUUCUGGAUAUGAUGAUGCCUGGGAUAAGAAUAGAUUUGAAAAGAAUUUCAGAAUAGAUAUGAUCCAUAUGGAUGAAAGCACACUGGAAUUUGACAUGGUGGGGAUUGAUGCUGCAAUUGCGAAUGCUUUCCGACGCAUCUUGCUUGCUGAGGUGCCAACCAUGGCUGUUGAGAAAGUCUUUGUGUAUAAUAACACCUCCAUUGUUCAGGAUGAAAUUCUGGCUCAUCGUUUAGGACUGAUCCCUAUCUGUGCAGAUCCUCGACUCUUUGAAUACAAAAGUGAAGAAGAUGAAUGUGAUGAAAUUAAUACUCUGCAAUUCCAGUUAAAAAUAAAAUGUAGCAGGAAUCCUCAGGCACCUAAAGAAUCAUCUGACCCUAAUGAACUCUAUAUUAACCAUAAAGUUUACAGCAGGCAUAUGGAAUGGGUACCACUGGGGUCACAGGCUGACAACAUGAAUUCUAAUUUCCGUCCUGUGCAUGAUGACAUCCUCAUUGCACAACUGCGGCCUGGCCAAGAGAUUGACAUCCUUAUGCACUGUGUAAAGGGCAUUGGUAAAGAUCAUGCAAAGUUUUCUCCAGUGGCAACAGCCAGCUACCGCCUGUUGCCAGAUAUUACUCUGCUGCAGCCUAUUGAAGGGGAAGCAGCUGAGAAGCUAAAGAAGUGCUUUUCAGCUGGAGUUAUUGAAAUCGAGGAAAUCAAAGGGAAAAAAGUGGCAAGAGUGGCUAAUGCUCGUUUGGACACAUUUAGUAGAGAAAUUUUUCGUCAUGAUGAUUUGAAAAACCUUGUGCGCUUGGCUCGAGUAAGAGAUCAUUACAUUUUCUCUGUAGAGUCAACAGGUAUCUUACCUCCAGAUGUAUUAGUGAGUGAAGCUAUUAAGGUGUUGAUCGGUAAAUGUCAGCACUUUUUGGAGGAGCUGAAGUCCAUCCAGAAGAAGUGACUUUAGGAACACAAAACUCAUCAGAAGAGUCUUAGCAGAGCUCUCUAUGGCUGCAUUUUGAGAAGGAGCUCCAAUGAAGUCUUUAUCAGCUGGUGCAUCUUCAAGAGAUAUGGAAGACUGACACCCUUUCCCAUGUACUUCCUAUUGGCAGUCAUCUAAGAUAUGGUUGAAAUGCAGCUGUGUAAAGGCAGUGCCACUGUGGAACUUUUUGCAAAGAUCAGAAUGUAUUGACUUGGGACUUUGAUUCUUUGACAGAUGCCCCACAUGGGGUGAAAAGAAUGUGUUAGGACAUUAAGGUGUAAGUGGCUAGUAAUAAAUUCUUGCCCAUGUAUGUUUGCCUUGAGGACUAUAUUAGAAAGCUGUACAGUAGAUCCACCUCUUAAAGGUGAAUUGUGUUCAUAGUUCCUUAACAUGGGCCUUAAGGUUUGUUUGACCUGGAUAAUACCGCAGCGCUAUAUAGUAAGGACUAAUGCUACAGUCCUCUCAUGCUAGCAGUGGGGUUUUUAACAAGUGUUGGCCACUUACUUGGCCACCACGUUGGCCACUUACUAUGAAUGUUCAUUUACAUUGGUAAAGAAGAUAUCCAGGGAUGUUUUUAUCUGUGAAGGAGACAUCCAAGAGUGAGUUACCACCCAGACAAGGCAGGGGUUGUAUGAUCAAACUUGCUGCUAUGCUGAAAAAAACAUUAUUCCCCUGUUACUUUCAUAGCAAAAUGUGGAACAGCCAGAAAGAAAAUGUCACAUGUUGACCAAGUGAACACAAUAUUAUUCUUGGCAGACAAGAACCAACAUUCAAAGGAAGCAUCCAGGAAUUGAAUUUACCCACGUUACCUAAGAAGGUGGGAAUGUCUUAGAUUAGGAAUUUUGAUGUGGGGGACCAACAGUUUUCCCCAUAAUGUGCCAAGGGCCAUGCCAUAAUGGUGUUCACUGAUUAGCGUUUCUUUCUUGGAAGUUCUGCAGGGGCUGAUAGCUGAUGGCUCAUGGACUGGCACUAGUCUAUAAACCACCACUUUGAGUAGCACUGUUCUAAAGUCUGUAGAUUUGUUCAGCAGGCUGAUCAGAAGAGUAGUGGCUGGCAGGUGACAAGUGCUUUUGGCAGUGAGAAGCAGCGGGUGGGACUAUAGGCUGACUAAAACCAUGCUGGGCACUAAACUUUCAAGCAGAAGUAGCAGUGGAUGUUUUGUUUUUAACUCCUUAAACAUCCUUGGCAGUCUAGGAGGCUGGUUUAGAAAUUGCACAUCAGAGUUGCUUUUUCUCAGGUUGACUGAAGCAAGCAGGGUAGUUUAAGAGAUGCUUAGCCAAACCAUCCAGUACCAUGGAUUUGGUUUUACAGAGAAGGCAGUGAAAUUAUAUCUUGAGGAGGGAGACCAAAAUGGGACAUGACCUAUGAGUGUAGAAAAAUCAUGAAAUAAAUAUAAAAUGGCUGCCUGCUGUCCUCCAGUCUAUUGGUAGUGAAGAGAAUGGAUGUGCGAUUUUUCUUAAACGGGGGGCCUCAGUGGAAUUGAGAGUGUGAAACCACCAAUGAUGGACAAAGCUUGAUGUGUAUUUUUGCUACCAUUAUAAUAACUCUUCUUUUUGUAGAAUGAUGAUUAAAUCAUUCAACUUCUCGUCCUCUUUUGCUCAAGAUAAGGGUACUGGAGAGUCACAGAAACACCAAGCCAAGGGAAGCAGAAGGAAUGCUCAUUAAUGAGUGAGAUGCUGAUGUAGCGUUUGUAGCUUUGGGUGUACAGAAGCAGCCAGCUUGCAUAAGAAGGGAUUAAGUCUUUUACCAAUGGCACAUAUGUUAUAAAAGAGACAUUUUGUCUAGUAUUUUUGAACCCAAGUGAACUAAAGUCUGGGAAUAGCUGAAAAUGGAGACAGCUUUACAAAAAAGUUUGGGGAAAGACUGAACACUAAGAGGUAAAUAUAAAACAAAGGGUAUAGUAAUAAUCCAAAAGGGAAUUGAAAAUAAAGGUACGGAUGUUGUCUCUAAGAGAAGGAACUCUACAGGGAGUACAGUGCAGUAGCAACAAUGAUAACGUGGACCUGGCUUGCCUAUGCAGUAGUGAGUCAUCGUCUACUGGAUACAUUCUGCAGAAUGUGAUUUAUGGAUAUACUUUUCUGCUUAUUAAAGCAGCUGAAAUUA